AUGAGUUCUUCAAUCCCACAAAACGACGAUCAAGUAGAAGUAGUACAAGGAUUUCCUAUUUCUUCUAACGAACCCUAUGUCGUUUAUGGCUUCCCUGUCAUGGCACAAGCACAACCCCAGUUCAUCAAUUCUAUCGAGUUCAACGCAGGCCGAGCAACCCCUUCGACACUGGAGAGUCAACUAGAAUCCCAGUCACAUGAUAAUAUAACCCAGGGUUUAUGCUCGGAUACUUGUUUAUCCAUCUGUAAUUUUAUGGUUAUUUUUUUAGUCAUGGGACUCUUCAUAUUUUUUUUGUUAUUUACGUCCUAUGCCCGUGAUCCGAUUUUCGACGUCGAAUCUGCAUCAGUAUCAAUCUUGAAUAAUACUUCUAGUUGGAAGAUUGGAAUUUUGACAAGGAACCCUAAUAAGAACUUUGAAUUUAAUUACAGCGAAUUUGAUGUUAGGGUUUCUUGCAGAGGUGAAUACAUGUUUGGAACAAAAACUAUUGCUUUUAAUUCAAUUGCAAAGAGUGAGACAUUGUUAAAUGCAACUGUAGUUGUCCCAUUGGCCAAUAUAAGUGAUUUCAUAGCCAAUCCCUACCCAGAUGGAGUUGUAAACAUUGAUGUGAAUUUGAAGAGUUCUGUGGUUGUACAGAAGGCAUCUCGACGACCUCAACAGACGAACAUUAAAGUACUAUGCAAGGAUGUUAGAAUUAAAGUUUCAGAAGAUAAGAGAGAUUGGCGUGCUGUGGUCGAAGGUCCAAAGAAGUGUUCUGUUAAGAUGAGGACUCUGUGGUGA
Fraxinus pennsylvanica is the source of this 777-nucleotide messenger RNA. The record is from the annotation of a GenBank genome assembly. Lineage: Eukaryota; Viridiplantae; Streptophyta; Magnoliopsida; Lamiales; Oleaceae.